This is a messenger RNA of Xyrichtys novacula (pearly razorfish), 30149 nucleotides long. Lineage: Eukaryota; Metazoa; Chordata; Actinopteri; Labriformes; Labridae. The record is from the annotation of a GenBank genome assembly.
CUGUGCGCCCUCCUCCUCGAGACCCACCAAUGGGAGGCACCUACUAUAAAAUUAUUAGCCUCUGUUGCAGCACGCCAGUCUCUCGCACCAGCAGUAGGCGGUAUAGCGAAAAGAAAACGGGGGGAGAAAAUGUGGUGUGAAUCUGGCUGGCGGGCAAGACCGAGGAGACAGCGCGUGUGAUGCUGUCCCUGCUUCUGCGACACCCCUGGACUUGGUGCAGGAGGCACUCAGAGAAGGAAGGAGGAGGAGAAGACCAGACAGACUAGUACUACAACAGCGCCUGAUGGGGGACCGCUGACCGAGAGUGAGUGAGAGUGAGAGAGAGAGAAAAGAGAGAAAGAGAGAGAGAGAGAGUCAAACACCCAUGGUGGAGAAGCUGAGGAGAAGAGGGAGGGAGACAACCGACACGCUCGGGUAUUUGGUAAUUGGAUCCUUGAUCGUCCGGCUUCAGCACCGCAGACGAAGAUCACCAGCCUCCAGUUGCUGUUUGGGAAGAGGCCAAAACAAAAAACCUUUCUGAGGUUGGAUCUGCACACAGGUAGCCACCCUUUCACCUGUUUUUCCCUUUUUACAAUUAAACAUCAACGGGAUCAGCCCUGUGUUUUUUGGGGGGUGGUGAAGAAAUAGAUGUGGGGAAGGGGGUAGGGGAGGUAAAGGAGGUAAAGGGUGGCCCAUAUGAAUUGUGAUGCGCUUGAAUGAAAUGCAGUGAAAGCUUUAUACAAUAGGGAUUAUGCUGCAGAAAAGCAUUUGCCCUUGUCUGCCUUUAUGAUAUCUGAGCGUUUCUUGUUCACAAAGACUGAGUUGGAUGUUUUGGACGCCUCAUUGAGCAGAAACUGUCCUGCUGCUUGAUUCAGUGAUUCCAGUAAUGGUCUGCUUCUGUAUACACAAAGAGUUUCUCCAAGUGUUUUAUUAUGGUUUAUGUAUUUGCUGAUCUGUAAUGCAAUUUUCUUUUGCUUUUUGUCUCUGUAUGUACAAAUCGAUAAAGUGAGCAGAGUUUCAGUCAUGGCAAAGCUUGUCAUCUCCCUCCUGCUCCUGUUUGGACUCCUGAAUAGGUAAACGAACAGAAUGUGAUGUCCUAGAACUUUGUUUGUUUUCAACUCAAAAGUCGGUCUUGGUGUUUUUCUUAAAGCUCCUCUAAGGAACUGUCAGUCUUUGCAUGUCUUGUCUUUUGCAUGCAGGUAAAUUCAUCAUUUAUAGUCAAUAUUUUGCAUGAAAAUUGUCAAAACAGGACUGCUCAGCUGACACCUACCCUCUCACGCUAGUUUUAGACCGGAAAAAUACAACAUAGAGCAUGCAAACAUUGCCAGAAAUGGUCUUGUUUGCUUUUGUGUGUCAUAAAAAGACAUCAAUAUGAAUUUCAAUCCAUUUUGUAAACAUCAAAAAACUCCUAACAGGAGCUUUAACUGCAGUUUUUCAUACAAAAAAAAUAUAUAAAAAAUGUAAAAUUCCAGUCGCAAGCAACUGCUGAUCAGAAAAUCAAACUCCAAAUUAAAUCCCUGUUUGUUUGUUUUUUUUGCUGAGCGUUCUUGCUGUUCACUUCUGGGAUUUAUCACUUACCCUCAAUGCACUCUCCUGCAGAACUGCCUAAGUGGCUGCCCUGCACUCAGAAAGCUAAAAAGAUCUUUGGCAAUGCCUGUCAGUAAAUCACUGGAAUUGUCCACUCUCAUCAGAGUCGAUCAAUGGCUUCCAGAUCACAUGUUCAAAUCCAGUUUGGACCUUUGAUUUAUCUGUCUCGCCCUCCCAGUACCUCUACAUGAACAGCCUUCUCCUCAAAAAUUGCUAAAUUUCCUUUAAUUUUUCUUCUCAUUGUCAAGAUAUGCCUUCACUCUUGCUUUAUUUUUAAGGGGAAGUCAUUUAUUUAUAUUAAGAUCACAUGUCAACGCCUUCAUUGUCUUUGCUGUUCGUUGUUAGCAGUGCUUAUGAACAGUAAUUAAUCAUAAGAAGCCCGCCCUGAAAGCGGGAAGCUAAUCAAUCACAAUAACCAUGUCGUGUUUAGCACCCUGCCGUUAAUAAAACACCCGGAUCUUGUUGGGUUUCUUUACUGUUGUUUCUUUUUUUCUCUUCUAGACUCUGCCUGUCCUCAGAGACUCCAAAAGAGCCAGCUGCCAACGAUGACAGCACCGUUUUUACUAGGAUCCUGGACGGGCUCCUGGAUAAUUAUGACAACAGGCUCCGUCCUGGGCUCGGAGGUUUGCUGGGGGGGAUGACUCUUUUUCAUUUCAGUCUCGUAAUUGAACCUUCAGAUUCCUCUUAUAUGUCAACCAGUCAGCUGCCUUAUGUUUUAGCGCAAUAUUCAAGCCCGGCAGCAUGCUAACUUAACCCACUAACCUGGACUCCCCGCUCCCUGCUGUGCUUUCACGCUCUGAUUCAUGGGGAAAUGUAUGGCAGACUGGCAGAUUCAGAGGAGAAGCUGCAAGGAGAAGUUGAUUUUGCUUCCCUGUCAGCUAAGGUGAACGCACACAUGUCGCCAAACGCCGCGUUCCUCUCUGAGUCAUGGCGAGGAUCACAAACGCACACAGCCUUUCCUUGCAUGCACCGUCGCGGAGAGAGUAAAUCAAUCAAGCCGCCUUGAACGCAGCCUGAUUUCAGUGCGCUGUGGUGUUUUAUUUAUGCUUUUCACCCUGGCAACAGGAGAUAACCUUGAGCUCACAAUUGCUAUUCAAAGGUGGAUAUUUUCUUUUCUCAGAGGUAACUGCAUUGAAAGCUUUUCAUUAUGUGCCCACCAACCCUGAUGACUUGUUCUUGAGUCGUGUCAAAUUUGCUGCAUUUAUUCCUCUAAUUUUCAACCAGCUCUCCAUUUUCCCAUCAAAGCCAGUCCUCCUUGUCUUGGUUUCACACGUACAUGCAGUACUUUCCCCAUAAUAGGAAGAAACCAGGCUUUUUUUUUUUUUCAUGCCGAAUGUCUGAUGUGUUACGCAAAACCCUGCUCUCACAUCCUGGUAACAGUUGCUACCCUUGACAAGCGGACCUAUAAAUACGUACCAGAGAAACGUACAGGACCUUCAUUCAACAAGCUGUUCGCAACUGCUUAGCCAAUCACAGCUCACAGGGACUAAAUAUUAACACAUGGAGGGGAUUUGUUCGGCUUUGCUGGUACAUAUGACCAAAAAAACGGUAAAUUACCCUCGAAUCUUGAAAGAGAGCAAUAAUGGAGUCUCAGAUUAGUUUGAAUACUGAGGAACAGAUGAGGACAAACCUUUUUACUUAGCUCACCAGGACUAAAUAUCAACACAUGGAGGGGAUUUGUUUGGCUUUGCUGGUGCAUAUGACCAAAAAAACAGUAAAUUACUCUUGAAUGUUGAAAGAGAGCAAUCAUGGAGUCUCAGAUUUGUUUGAGUACCAAGGACUAUAUAAGGACAAACCUUUACACUUAGCUCACCAGGACUAAAUAUUAACACAUGGAGGGGAUUUGUUCGGCUUUGCUGGUGCAUUUGACCAAAAAAACAGUAAAUUACCCUCGAAUCUUGAAAGAGAGCAAUCAUGGAGUCCCAGAUUUGUUUGAAUACCAAGGACUAUAUGAGGACAAACCUUUCCACUUAGCAGUCAUUGAACUUUUUAUUCAUCAAAACAACUCCCAGUUUAUUACAAUCAACUGAUCGAAAGAACGAUUUUUGGAUUAAUUGGAUUUGAAGUGGGCACAAGUAUGAAAAAGUACCAUUAAAGGAGUCUAAAAAGGAAAAAGUGAAUUUGUAUCAGUUAAAACUGGUAUUUUUAGAGGGGAAAUAUUGACCUCUGCUGACUAAUAGGCCUAUUAUGAAUUUAGCCAAAAUUGGUCGAGUGCUUUUUCCAAUUCUGAAACAUUCCCGCCUUUGCUCUCUCCACAGAAAAUGUCACCGAGAUCAAGACAAACAUUUUUGUCACCAGCUUUGGCCCUGUGUCUGAUACCGAGAUGGUGAGUUCAGAAGUCGCGGCGCCACACAACCACACAUCUCCAAAGCGUUUCCACACUACUGUCGGUAUUUCUAGAUCGAAACAAAAGUUGAACUGUUUUCAGCAGAAAGAGAAAACAGUGGUGGACAUAACCCCACAAUGGAAUCUGGCUGACUCAUUCAAAUUUGUUCCAACUGAUUUAUCACUUUAUUAAUCCGUCCUCUUAUGAGGUAGAUGGUUCCACCUGGGUAGCGAAAUGCAUUAAAUCUCCUCUGCUAUUAAAUAUUCUUUUAUAACCUGCCAUAUCCCUGACACACUUUUGACAAAGCAGUGAUCAAACUUGCUACUUCCCUGUAAUUGGCCUGAAAAAAUCUCUCGCAAGAGGGCAUGAUUUAACGCGGUACCAGGCUUAAAUGGUUUGUGGUCCAUUCUUUUACGCCAGUGUGCUAACAGCGCCAUUAUUCUGUGGAAAUUUCCGUCGUACUCUUUUGUGUUUUAGGGCUCGAAGUGUGUCUAAAUUUCACACAUAAGCACGUUUGUGAUGAAUUUCUUCACCCCAGUGUUGGUCCCCUAUAAGAGUGGAUUUAUGCUGCUUCCUUUUUAGCUCUUAAAUGUGAUUUUUUUUACGGUAAAAUACUGUUUUUUAUGCAAUGGAAACUAUAAUCUACUAAUAAAUUCUUCAUGUACUUUUGUUCCAGGAGUACACCAUAGACGUCUUCUUCCGCCAAAGCUGGAAAGAUGAGCGCUUGUGUUUCAAAGGUCCCAUGGAGAUGCUCCCACUGAAUAACUUGCUAGCCAGCAAAAUCUGGACCCCCGAUACCUUCUUCCUUAACGGCAAGAAGUCUAUUGCUCAUAACAUGACAACGCCCAACAAGCUGCUGAGGCUGCAGGAUGAUGGCACUUUGCUUUACACGAUGAGGUAUUGUUCUCGUUUAGGUGACUCACCAACAUGAACGGUUAACCGAAUUAUAAACCAUCAUGGUUAUCAAGGUCUGUUUCUUUUUAAUCACUGUAAUUUUCAUGUCCUCGCUCAUUCAGAGGUAGAUUCAAGCGGCCGUGUUUGAAUGAGUCUGACAAAAAUUCAUGUGAUGAAUAAGCUGAACUGGAGGUUGGUAAAUGGAAGAUUUUGAGAGUGCAUCCAGAUGAAGGACACAGUCAGUGAAGCCUACAUAACACUCUCCAGCUCUGAAGUCUGUGUGGGACUCAGAACGUGGGAAAACAGUGCCAUCCAGUGGCCUCUCAGAGCCAGUUAAUCUAACAACCACAGUAUUGAAAAAGCAAAUUAAAAGAACAUUUUGAAAGGUCUUUUUCUAUUCUUUUCAAACUUUUACACAAAUAUUAAAUAAGAAAAAUUCAAAUAUUUCUCCUGUGAUUACCAGCGUGACGUGUCUCUUUAACUGUAAGCUGUAGAGAGGUCAUCCAUUAUGAAGAGCAGCCUCUUUGUGAACUAUAGAUUUGGCAGUGGUGUCCUGGUUAAUUAGAAAUUCAGGAAAAAAUAGGCCAGUAACCAGAUGGUGAUGAUUAUGAAAUACCACGAGUACUUCCACUGAAUGGCGAAUACACAUUAUUGGAUCUUUAAAAGAAUUAGGCGAGCUAGAUUAAGAAAUUGAGAAUUGAAGUCACUCUGGCAGCUGAAUUGUUGUUUAAUGUGGCGCAAAUGCAGCAUAGCUGCAAGGACUCAUAAUGACCUUUGGACCAGAGAAUUAAAAUAAUGCUGAGCUUAUCCCCAGGAGUUACUGUAGCUGCAGGACUUAAGAGUGACUAUAUCACGGAUGAGAGCACUUUAUCUGUUACCAGUGCUACCCACAGGAGAAAUUCACUGGAUGGAGGACAGAUUAUCCGUAUGCAACCACACUGACAUGUGUGCAUAUCAAAAUAAGUCUUUAUUUAUAGUUCCUACUCCGUCACAUGCAGCAAACACACACACUGAACGCACAUCUUGUGUUUUUAACACCAUUUGACAUCAAACUUAACUUAGAUAGGAUUUUUUUUCACAUAUAUACGCGCAAUUAUAUCGGUAUUCUUCUUGAUUAAGGGAGUGAGAGGCUUCCAAGGAUCGUGCCUCUGCAGAAAAAGCAUCAUUUUCACCGCUGCAGAUCAAAUGAAGCAGCAUUAGAUUUCUUUUAUCAGCAGGUUGUUACGUUGCUGUGUUCGCCACCGUGAGUGGAGCAUCAUGGCGGGGAGCACUGAUUGGAUUUCUUGCAUCUUGCUGCGCACACACAUGCAUGAACAUGACCAUUUAGCUAGCCUCUUUAAGCCUUUUGCCUCCACUUCUAAAUCAUCCUUUACCUCAGUGGUUUCCAAAUUUUAAUUUUGCAGGGCCCCCCUUCUGCAGAUGGGAAUAUAUCAAUAACUAGGGUUAAGGGUUCCUACACAGUUGGAAUUUCCAUACUUUUCCAUUUUUUCCACUUUUUAGAAAUACCAACUCUUCUAUUUUGGAAAACAGUAUUUUAGAACUGUGGUAAUAGUCUGGAAACAUAAAUAUUUUUCCAUACUUUAUUUUCAUUUUCCAUACUUUUAAAGGCCUGGACAUUGAUCAAAUGUAUUUCCAUACUUUUAAUACUCACGUAGGAACCCUAAGGGUUGCCAACUAUCCCUUGAAAAUACAGAAUUGUCCCGUAAUUUACAGCAAAGUACUGUAUAAAAAGUGUAAACAUAUAAUUUAGGCGAAGGCUAACAUAUUAAUUUAGUAUGUCAGAUAGCCAAUUGCCUUCUUGGAUGCCCCUGUAGUCGAGAAAAUAUUGUAAAAUGACCUCUCAGUAAAAAACAUAAAAAAUGUCUCCCAAAGCUUCCCCACAUGACAGAGUCCCCUUUGCAUGCCCCUCCAGUGGACAUUUUGUAACUAGAAAAGCACUCGGAGAGCGCAGACCUCCGCCAAGCAGCUCAUGUCCCCCCUUAUAUUGUGAUUCAUACCAAAACUUUUACUGUUACGUGUCUUUUAUGAACUUUUAUUUGUGUUUAAACUGGUAUGUUCACUGUUCAUAAUGUUCCUAAAACAAGAAAUGCCCUGGCCCGGAUUGGAACCCAGGACCUUCUGGUUGUGAGGUGACAGGGCUAACCACUACACCACUGUGCCGCCCAUCUACACCACUCUGCCGCCCAUUUGUUAUCUUUCAGCAUUGAAAAUUCCAACGACACCCUUAUUUUUGUGUGUUCUGGAUCACAGUAUCCAGAAAUUUGUCUGGAUCAGGAUCAACCUUCGACACCUUAUAAAACUCAUUGAGAUCCGUUUGUGUAAUUUUUUACUAAAGACUCUGGCCAUUUUUAUAGAGUUAAAUGCAAAAAUUCCAAAAUUUGCCCUAUCUUACAAUGAUAAAGAAUCCUUCAAAAAAUUUCAGGUCAAUCGGUCUGUAACUUUCUCCGUAAAGUUGCUAACAGACAAACAAACUAACAAACAAACCAACACUACCAAAAACGUAACCUCCUUGGCAGAGGUAAUGAAACCCCCCCACAGAUGCCCUUCAAUUGAACAAAAUGUGACAAGGUGUCUUAUUGAUAACUCAGUACAAACUUUUGAAUGCUCUCAUGCACAUUUCCACAUGGUGUCUCUCUUUUCAACUAAAUAUGAUUGUGUCAAAGGGACUUAUUUUUAUGUUUCUGUGAAUCUGCCUCCAUCUAUAGGUUCAGGGUGACCAUACAUCCUCUUUUACAUGGACAUGUCUUCUUUUUUGGGGGUUGUCCGGGAAAGUUAAUAAAAUCCUUCAAAUGUUUGCGAUUUUGUACGUAAGUUUCGAUUUUGUGUCACGUGGACUGACUGAGUUAGAAGCGUCUAAAAGACACUUGAUCCGACCCGAAAAACUCUCAAAAUUAACUUCAUGCGACUCCGUGAUAGCGCCCCUGCGUAGUCGUGUCCUCUUUUUGGGAAGUCAGAAUAUGGUCACCCUAUAACCCCCCAUAUUAGCACAGGUUGAGUGCAUUCAAUCAUUUUGCUCUUCUGGUAUAUUACCUGCAGACUGGUGGCUUUCUGAAGAUGCUGUCACGGUGAACAUUCUUGUGCUUUCACACAACAGUUACUUGUUAUUUUUCACACGUUGGAUGUAUAGAUAUAAACCUAACUCCUGCUGAACAGAUUGUGUGUAUACAAGUUAUAAGAUCUCUAAAAAUACGCUUGUUAGUGUGAAAAGACAGAUUGUUCAUGGUUGCACGUGGUCUUGUACAUCAUUAAGCGCCUGCACUCCAAACUCAGCCGUUUCUGUUUUCGUUGUGUCAUCUAAGUUCAGUACUUUCUUGCAAGGUCAGGCGUUUCGGAGACUUUAGAUUUCCCAUAGGUUUGAAGGCCCAUCUGCUGGUCUUUUUUGAGGGUUUUCCCCACUGCAAGUCCACGCUGGCUGCGGGCCAUCCUUUCCCCCCCUGAUAUCUAAAUUAUUGCAGCAGAACGACACAUCCAACGUGACCUUGAAGGGGCUGAUUGUCUGGCAUCCUUGCUUCUCGGGGAAGGCCACAUGAAUAAUUAGAGCAUGGUGUAAUAGCCAGAAGUCAUGUUCUCAUGACUAUUUAUCCCAAAGACACUCUUUCUUCUGCUUUGUUCAAACGCUUCAUGCAUAAAUGCAGUUGGAUUAUCUUGCAUCUGUAGGGACCAAAGGUAGCUUUUCUUAUCACUUUAGUUCACUCGAACAAAAGAAUAAGGAGACAUCCUGCAGACACAUACAUGCGAGAAGCUUUUGAAGCAUGCAAACCAUGACCCAAGAGGGUUUUGUUUUACAGUGACGCGGUUCAAUCAAACACAAAUAAAUCAGUGCAUCCUGUUUCUGUUUCUGCAUCAUACGUCUGAAUGAUUAAAGCAGUAAAUUAAGGCCGAUAAGAGAGAAACAUUGGAGUUAAUAAACAAAUUUUUGAGCAUCAAUUUCCACACCACUUGCUUUUUUUUUAUUCAGCCCAUUAGGUGCAGAGAAUUCACGUCGUAAUACCUCCGCUUAGAGAAUACCCAGGGGGACUCGAUUUAGUUCAAGGCAAAAAAGGAUGAUGAAGAUGUGUGUUCAAACGCCUUUACAGUAUAUGUCACAUCCACACACACACCACUUUACAUUUGCUGUUAAUCAAAUUUAGGAAAAGAGACUUAAACAACACAGAAAACUUGUAACCACCAGGUGGCAGUAUUGCAGCUGUCAAACUAUUCAUGCAAAAUGAAAGAAAGCUGAACUAUCAUAUGACAAACAGAAGAAAAUCAACUUCCUCCCCAGUGUUUGUCCAUUUAUAUGAUGUCUGAGUCGUAUUUCAGAGACUUUAAAGUGAGGUUCAUUAACUCAUGUAACUCAGGGGACGAUCUGGCUGCUGAUGUGAGACUGUGCCGCAAAGUUAAUGGAUAUAUUGUAUGUGUUUUGUCUCAGGCUGACGAUAUCAGCAGAAUGCCCCAUGCAGUUGGAGGAUUUCCCCAUGGAUGCGCACGCCUGUCCUCUCAAAUUUGGCAGCUGUAAGUACAUAAAAAAAAAACACUUUUCUAAAUGUUGAUUUUCCACCAUCCUAAUCCCAGUUGUCAUGAUAAACAAUGGCGAUAAAGAGGAGCUAAUCUAGAUUUAGGAUAAGAUGGGAUCGACCUCAAGACAAUGGGGAACAAUUAAAAGAAAUGCUGCCGCAGGAGUUCUGAAGAGUCGGAGGAUUACUGACACAGACUUUUUUAACUUUUACUGCUGUUUACUGCUCACACUCCUCCCACCAAAUGAUGUUCCAGUCAAGGUGGCCAAUCAAUGUCGCUAUAGGAAGUAACAACUCAAUUAUUUGUCAUUUCAACCAAAGACCGAUUGGGUAUUGUGGUCCUUUUAGCUGAAAGUAUCAGGUCCUGUGAGAAACUGGAGUCCUUAUUGGACAGAGUAGCAGAACCAUUGCAGUCGAAUCAGGUGAGCUGUUUGUGUGAAGUGGCAUCUACUUUUUUUAGUGAUGAUCCAGACAUGGUAAUCAAUAGAUGCAUGCUUCUUCAGCCAGGAUGGGUCCAGAGAGAUGUCUUCUGGUUUUAAUCGAAAAUCACAUCCCAAAGUAACAAUGUCUUGUUCUGAGGAGUUUAACAAUUGGUUUACUGACUUAUUGGGCAGUCCGUUCCUUUCGAGCCACAGUCCAUUUACUGAGGGUGUCAAUGUUAAGUUUGACUUUAGAGGUUGGGCCAAAAAAGUCAAUUAAAUCCACUUGGCAUCCCGCAUACACUGCUGAACAAGCCUCAUUGCUGUGGACUGUAUCGGUUCAUGUUUGACGCAUUAAUUGUUCAGUCUUGGCUCCAUGUUUGAUUUUCAAUUAGGAAAGUUAGCCCCAGGAUUUAAAGUGAUGUUAGGAUACAAGUUUCAGGUUUAGUGCAGAGCUUAUGUAUGAGUCCAUUACACCAAGGAGUGGGAAGUCCAGAGUGAGCAGAGACACAAAUUUGCAUACCAAGCCUUUUUUUAUGUUGUAUUUUAUCUAAAAUGUUAAAACAAAAGAAAUUACCUCCCUAUUAGAGAUGGGAAUUGUUACGAUUUUAUCGAUAUCAAUGCCAUUAUCGAUUCUGCUUAUCGAUUCAAUUCUUUAACGAUUCCCUUAUCGAUGCCUUUCUUUGAUUUAAAAAAAAAAGUGGACUGUAGGUUUUCACCGUUAACUCAAAAUUUUUAUUGAGUCUCUGAUAACAGAAGUCUAAAAAUAAUCAAACGACAAACUAUUUGUACAGCGUUUACCUCGGUUGGUAUUAAGUCAAAUUAGGGUGACCAUAUUCUGGAUCCCCAAAAAGAGGGCAAACUAAGUGGGGGGCGGAGUUGCACGCUAAAUUUCACGGGUUUUGGGGUCAGGUCAAGUGUUUUCGACACACUUCUAACUCAGUUAGUCCAAGUUAGGCAUGCAUUGUGCUUAUGUUAACACAGGACAUACGUACUUUCCAUGCCAUUGCUGAGGCGGGGCAGCAGUGGCUGACGAUUGUAAGAAAGGAAUCAUUAAGGGAAUCGUUAUGAUAACAUGUAAAUGAUGUCGAUUGAUUGAACCAUUUGGAACAGGUUCUCAACAAAAAACGGUUCUCGAUUCCCAUCCCUACUCCCUAUUUGCCAUAUUUGAGUCCAACUGAGCUCUCACUCUAUAUCUAAAGGACUCUAACUAAAACUCAUAAAAUGCAUGAACAAAUCCAGAAGCUUGCAGCAGAAACUCUGCUCCCUUGCAGCUCCUGCUCAGUAACUUUAAAGACGUCCCGGUUAAAAGAGGAGCGAACAGAACUGCAUAUUCAGCACUUCAUUCAUCCAAUAUUCUUAAGGGGUUUCACUCGUCUUGAAUACCCUCUUGACAAGAUAACUUGUUUGUGUGACCUAGCAUCGAGGACAUGUAUAGAAACUUGAGUGGCCCUGGGGGUAUUUAAAGACAGAUCUGGCCAAAAGCCACACCUUGGAAGCCUCUUGGGCUAAAGGGAUGAGGCUCUUAUCCCAAGAUUGCUGUGAGACGCGCUCCACCCACACUCGCUAUGUGAGGGACACACAGUUGACUGCAAUCCUAUUACAGCGUAAGGAGCUGCUGGGUCUACCCAUGGCAAACUAUAACCUAAUCACUACGGUGUAUUGCCCUCGAGGUGAGAGUUGUAAGUGUAUAAUAGGAAUCAUGUGUUAAUAGCAACACUCCAUUUUGCAGGUGUCAUCAUUUCAGCAAAGAGGAAAAACUCCCAUAUGAGUGUUUCUUCUUGUAUGUUCCCAUCUGGUCUGAUCACACCCCGAUCUACCUUUGUCCUCAUGUGGCACCUGGCCACAGAUGGUAAACCCUUCACAUUCAUUAUGACUCGUUUUAUGACCACAUUAUGUUUAUGGGCAAAUUUGACCUAUCGCACAGCAUUUGCUUCUAUAGGGCAAAGUUGUGGGCGGAGUCUCGGGCAACAUUUGUAAAGGUUAGAGUAGAAAGUGAGGUUGGUUAAGGCUAAGGGGAACUAAUCCUUUAUUCUGGCCUACACAUCCUGAUCCUUAUUUACCUGCUGGCCUGUAGCCAUGCAGCUCACAGAAAUACACUGACUAGUUCAGGCAAUUGUAUUGAAGAUGAAUCUUUUUCAGCAGAAAAGUGCAGCACGUUCCUCUUUCGACAUACGUCCUCUGAAGUAGGAAAUUUGUUGAGUUGGCUUCUGGUGUGAAGAGGAUGGAGUGGGUGUGAUCUUGUCCAGCUCCCAAGAACAAAUUUUCAUUUUCCAUCACUUACUGUCUUGCAGCGUGCUCCGUCCAAGUCUUUAUUUUUAACAGCGACAAAGUACAGUACAAACAUGUCCAAGUGUGGCGAGGGAACGAGGCAGCAGAGAGCCUGACUGCUCGUGCUUGUGCGAAUGGACGUGUGAUAUUUUUCUGGUGAUAGGCUUUUUGAAAGAAAGUUAGAGGAGAUACACAAAUAUAUAUAUAUAAAGGUUCUGUACACCUAUCGCAAUGGUGGAAGAUGUUGUCUAACUUGCAAUACGCCCCAAAAAGGAUUAAAAAUAAGAAAUUAGACUAAUUACCAAUGUUACAGCUGUGCUGAAAGUGUUCAGUGUUUAAAGGGAUAUUCUGGCGUAAAAUUAAGUUAGGGUCAAACAAACCUCGAGAGAUGAAUGUUGCCGACUACUUGCUUCUGUAGUUACACCAGCUUACGACCGCACGAUAGCAAUACACAGCAAUCUAUGGAUUCACGCACACACCUCAACCAAAACGCCACUCUAUAGCCACAAAUGAUGCUCAGAACAGCACCUAACUUCAUCAACAGUAUAUAUAGGGUCCCAGCCAUAGUACUAGCCACAAACAUCAUAAAUGUUCUUCCUUGAGCUGCGUCACCCCGCUGUAGUCCGUACUGGACUCGUUCAAGCUCUCUUCACAAACAAGCAGCUGCUGGAAGAGAGAUGGCAAGUUGUGUUUCGUCUCUUUGCUAAAGAAAUAAGGCAAAGUUAAAAAGAUGUUUGGUGGCUAGUACUAUGGCUAGGACCCUAUAUGUACUGUUGAUGAAGUUAGGCGCUGUUCUGAGCAUUAUUUGUGGCUAUAGGGUAGCUUUUUGGUUGAGGUUUGCGCGUGGAGAUGUAGACCGCUGUGUAUUGCUAUCGUGUGGUCGUUACUAAAGUUGGUAAAACUAGAGAAGUAAGCAGUUGACAACAUUCAUCUGUCAAGAGGGUGUCUAACUCGGUGUUACGGUGUGUUUGACCUUAAAUUAAUUUUACGCCGGAAUAUCCCUUUAAUGUUUUGGCUAAAUCUCCAUCUUAAACCUUUACGUAUAUCUUAACAAUUGAUACUAAGCAGAAUCAAUAAUGGCAUUGGUAUCAGUAGAUGAUUAACAGUUCCUACUUCGGCCACCACCAGCCCCUAUGUCAUAUCUCUGCACCCCUAGACUCUUAGCCUGAACACACAUUUCUUCGAAUAUUGACAGGUUAGGCAUUAGGUUAACCUUUUAAAGCUGCACUUCCCCUCUAAGAAUAGCUCCUUACCGGGCCCAAGACCCCCUGUUUACAGAUAACACACAGGGAUCAAUUCUUAACCACAAAUGCUCUUUUGCAUUUUUAAACUCCACUCCAUCACAUUCAUUCAUCUCAAAGCUCAAAUAUGAGGUAAUAUACAUUUCAAUAAAGGCACAGGUCGAUGCUUUUCAUGCAGACGGAUAGGAGACAAGCUGCUGAUGAACACCUACAUGCUACAAAUCCUCAUUAUUAUUCUGGUUGAAUCCUGUCCAACGAAAAAAGACUAAUCAGUGUUGAUGAUUUGAAACAGCUUGCUCCUCAAAUGGUUGCAUAAAUUUGCAGAUGAUGACGUAAGGUGUAAUGUGACACACAAAAAAAAAAAAAAAAAAAAAACAGAAUAUGGUCCCAUGAGUCAUCCCGCAGCCCCUCUUGCCUUCAACCCACAGAAACCCUGCUGAACAUACUGUAUGUGGCCGUGAAUCAUUUCAUAAUUGCUCUUCUUUCCGGGAGACUUUGCGGCUCGGAGACGUUGAUGAAUGUUUUCCUGAGCAGACCUGGGAGCUUUCAUAAAAGACGCCGACAAACUCACAAGAAUAUCAGACCAAAUCAUCGCCGCACCUGGAUAUCAUUGGCUCUUUAGGAAGCAUUCAACAUCUGAGAGUUAGCAGAGCAGGGCUGUAGAGAGAGUGGGUCGAGGCCAAGAGCUGAACCAGUGAUCCCCUACCUGUGUUAAAACUAUUAGAGAUUAAAAGGCCGGAACUGAACUGAUUAAAAAAGACAAAAUGAGUGCGCUUCAAACCUUAGAUGCUCUUGUUAAUGUGGUUAAUUUCUGAUAUUUCUAAAACUAGCGGUCAACCAAUUACAGUCCGACUCUAACCAACCUUAAGUAAUAAACUGUGACCUCCUAAAUAGCAUUUAAAGGUCCUUACACACCGGGAACGACACAAAUAUAUGACACGAAAUUACGGAAUAUUCGGAGGCGAAUUUUGACGCGCCUGACCAUGCACAUCAAGCGCGAUGUGAUUUUGCGACUUUCCGGGGGGAAAAAAGUCGCGUCCUGGGUGGAAGCGAGAAGACUGACACAACAGCAGACUGACAGUUUUUCAGUUCUGAUUAGACACUAGUGUUGAGAUUUCUGUCUGUCAUGAUAGCAUGUACUGAGUCGGGGCCAGUACCAGAUAAACACAUUAAACUAUAAUCCAUAAACGUAAGGUAACAACAGAGACCUAAUGGAGCUGUGAUAGCAACACGAUUGAGUUUGAGACAGUGAAAAUACAUAUGGUAUGUUGUAUCUGAACAGGUUAGCUUACGAGCUAAAGUUACUUAGCACAGAUGAAAGUUAAAACAAAGACGUUUAGCAAACUGUUAAAGCACACAAACCAUCGUCAUAUGAGAAAUCCAACGCUAUGACUCUCCACAAGUUGUCCUUCAGGUCUUUAUCUUCGUAAUGUUUGUGUUUUUUUAUCAAAAAGCACUCUGUUCUCCGACACGUAAACAAUUAGCCGGUCGGCCAUGUUGGAUAUACCGGUGAAUCUGACAUCGCAACAACACGAAAUCUGAUUGGUCAGAAGUGGACACACAGUAUGCGAAACUGUAGAUACGAAAAAAUAAAUGCCGCAAUAUCGCAGGACAAGAAAAUGUCGCUGACGUGGAUGCUUGUAUUGACAGGAUACGGGUUCGAAAAAAAUAUUGACGUCCAAAAUAAUCGCACGAAAAGAACACUCUGGGUGUGUAAGACCUUAACACUGCAGUCCUGGUGGUCUUAUUGUUAAAAUUUCUCUCCUAUCUUUACUGGACAUGUUUUCAUUGGUUCCUUUUGAAGCAUCAUACAGUUUGCAUUAAAAAUGAUCAUGCGGAGAGGUGCGCAGAUGGCCGAGCGGGUUAGCGUACCCCAUGUAUGGGGACCACGGUCCCUGUAGUGCAGCCCAUUGAUAGGUCCCUGUCCUAUCAAUAAAAGGCAAAAAGUGCCCCCCAAAAUAAAUGAAUAAAUAAAUAAUAAUGAUCAUGUGGAAGGGGCAGACCUGGUUCUAGGGUUACUGAAUAGUCAUAAAUCAACAUAAAACUGAAUAGUCUUUGUUGCUGUUUUUUUAACCGUUAUGUUUAUCUUUGGCCCGGCUAUGAUGGGAUAAAAAUGCAUAUUGUAGCUUUAACCCGUCUGGAAGCCCUUCUUAAAAGAAGAACAAAACUCUUUGCGAUCACUUUGACCUAACUGGAUGAAACUUAAUCUUUAGACGUGAUUAUGAACAUUUAUGAAUAUCAAGCAUAUCUUCUGCAGUUACUUCCUGAAAGGUUUCAGACGGUGUUGGUCCGAUAGGUGAUGAGUUUGGCCGAGUUGUCGCUGUAGCUUGCCUCCCACACAAGACAGGAGCAGCAAAGCAUUAAGUGUGAACUGUUGUGAAGUUGGCACAGGUGGCCUGUCGUGUUUGCCAACUCUUUAGCUCUUCCUCCACAUAAUGAAAUUCAACAAUAAUCCCUUGUUCUAAUCUAACUACCCUACAAUUAAGGGCGUGGCCCUUGGCCUGUCAGCGCCCAAAUUUAAACACUACAGUCAUUGUACACCUGUUCUGACCUGCCAAAGGGAGACCCAGAAUAGAAACACUCAAGUUAAGAUCUAAUCAGCUGACCAUAGAUAAACAAUGCCAACCCUGUUAUACAAGGCCAAACUAAGGGUUUAAUAAGUGUUUGUUACAGUCAGCAAAACAAGCUGUGGACAUUUAAUAUGAUGUUGAUAUUUAAGAGGCAUACAGCUACUUUUUUUUUAAAGUAAUCGAUCCUAAUUGUCUGACAGCUUGCGCUUUCCUUUUCAUUAUUUACACAGAAACUAAACCGCUCUCCGCCCCAGAGCAUUAAGAAAACAAAUCUGACAUUAAAUUGAGUUUCGACAGCAAGAAAGCUGACGCAGCCAUCUUAAAUCAUCGUUUUUAUCCUCCUGUAUUUUUCUCACACGGAGGCCCCCCACACUCGGGGCCGGAUGAUGUAUUGCCGCUCACACAGGAUUCAACAUGAAUAAAUGAAACAGGAGUACGGGCUUCAGAGUCCCGGCUCUGCUUUUUCAUCAGGAGUGUGAUGCAACAAAAUGUGGUUAAUCUGACUCGGUGUGGUUUCUCCUCUCACCCAAAAGUGUGGAUUAAACAAAAACACACCCAGAUCUUCGCCUGUGCAAGCAAAGCUAUGUUUUGGACCCCGAUUGUGCAAUCAAAUACGAGCAAAAGCGAAGCAAUCUCAGGGCUGGAUCUAACCUUCUCCGUCUCUCCAUCAGAUGCCUAUCCUGUAUCAGAAGUGGUCUACACUUGGACUCAGGGAGCUGCUAAAUCCGUGGUGGUAGCUGAGGACGGCUCCAGACUCAACCAGUACCAUCUUAUUGGACAAACUGCAGGGGUAGAGGACAUUCACACAAGCAGAGGUGGGUGUGUUUGUGUGUCAAAUACAUCUAUCAAUGUGCUCUGGUCGCCCACUUUUUAAAAUAAGGAACUUUUUAUUCUUGCAGUUAAAAUACUUGAUCUGUUUGACUAAAAAAUCACUUUUGUUUUGUAACUAGAAAACCUGCAAAAGAUGUUUACUUUCAGUUCAGAGGAUAAACAGCACAGACGGCGAUUUAAUUUUAAGCACCAGUUAAUCGGACAACAUUAAGACAGAUGUGUAUUUCCGAGGUCGGGGUUAAAAUGUGGAACUCCCUACAGCAGGGGUGGGCAAUUAAUUUUUACGUGGGGCCUCAACUGUGUUGGAGGGCCGAACCAACAAUAACUUCAACUUCAAAUCGGCGGGGUUCACACAUACAGAAAAGCAAGCCCAAAUAUGCAACAAAUAGUUAAAAACAAGCCCAAAAAAUGCACCUGUGAGUUUUACAAGCGACCUCUGAGAAAAAACAAGCCUAAAGUCAUUUUUAAUACACAGACUUGACAACUCUAAGGCAUCUACGUAUAUUUUUCCCAUGUUUAAACUUCUCUGCUCAUGAAUGCAGAUCUAGGAUGUGCACACGUGCGUCAAAAUGGAAAUAAAACACCGGCUAGGUUUUCAAAAUAAAAGCAACACACUUGUAUAGCAUGUUGAUGAUUUAUUGACGGACCUCACGAAGGGCUGGAUGUGGCCCUCGGGCCGUAAGAUGCCAAGGUCUGACCUACAGAAUAAUUUAAAGGGCUGCACAAAUAUAUUUCAGUUUAAAACAAAGUAUAAAGAAAGUAUAAUAACAAAAUAUGAAGCUGACGGAUAGUGUUUUGUGAUAUCCAUACAUUUCCUUUUAUGUGGUUGUAAUAUUGUUUGUAAAGUUAUAGAAAAAUAACCUGAACCUUUGUACGUUAUUGUUUAUUUCUGUUUUGAGCGAGGGGCCGGUAAAAUAAGCCUUGUCUUCUCCCUGCUCCCCUCUGGGUUAGAUGCCUUUUGUGUUUAUGGAAAUGCUUAAAAAUGGCCACGAGCGGAGCAAAUAUAAAACAAAACAAAAACUUGGACAGGUCAGCUUUAGACGACUCAUUUUAAAGUUUGUUGCAGCAUGCUGUAUGUUUCUCUGGAGCUCUACCUGGUUUCCCCUUGGAGCUUGAGGUCUUACUAGGCUGAACACGACCUCUAAUAGAUGCAGCAGUAGUCAAAGUUUAAUCCGUUCCAAACUUAUCCAAGAUUAAAUCUCACUCUUGCAUAUGUUUUAAUUUGUACUUUAAAACCUCUUUCUCUCUACUUUUUUUUUUGUUCAGGAGGGAAAUAAAAAAAAAAAAGUCCCUCUCGAUGAUGUGAGGCAGGAGUUUCAUAGGGAAUAAAGUGACGUAACUAAUUCUAGGUUAGAUAAGAUCAACACUGCUGGAAAAAGAUGAGCAUGUGAGGCGGAGGAACUGUGGGUAACAUUAUCAGGAGUCAAUGAGCGGAGGGUAGUGGAGGAGAGUAGCCUAUCCCUCGCGCAGCCAGCUGUCUACAGGCCGGGAUAGCACUGUAAAACAACACUUAUCCCUGCGUGAGCCCCAUGCACACACACACACACACACACACACACACACACACGGCUAGAUAGAAACCUGGGACUGAGGGUUAAUCCCCCCAUCCAACCACCCAUCAGCUUUUGCAUAAGAAGAUGACAUCACAGAUCAGCGAGGGAUUGGUUGGUUGUCCCUGAGUGUAUCUGUGCGAUGGUGGAUAUUUGCUCUGUCACAUUUACUGUUGUCAUCACCGAGUAUCUCAUUCGCAAACCUGCAGUAUAAGUGCGUUUUCAUUGUUCACUGGUUAAGCUAUCCUGAUUGGAUAUUCGGAAAAAAAUAAUUUCUUUCCGCAGAUCAGAGGAGUUUGAUAUCAAAAUAACAAUGACCAAAAAAAAUUGGACUGAUAGUUUUAGAAAUAGACAUCAAAGUGUGUGUCUGUGCGGACAGAUUGGACAGCCCAGCUCUGACAAGAGGGGGUGGGGCAGGGCGGGGUAGGGUAGGGUAGGGUGGGGUGGGGGAGGGGGCGUUUAAAGGCAUCUGCUUAAAACUCUUAUGUAAAACCGAACUGUAAUACACUUCCCUCCAGCCUGGAGGAGAAUCAUUAUUAAAAGGGUGGAUUUCCCUUUUUUUCUCCCCUCCCUCUCAUUUGUGCAGCCCGGCUGAAACCUCAGCUGUUUAAACAAAGGGUUAAAGUCUCCAUAGGUCGAGGGAGGGGGUCGCUUUCAUUGCUGAUUUACUCGCUAUAUGAUUGGUAAAAAAAAUGAUUGAUUGGAUUUGGUUUCAGCUGGUGCUAAAAACUGUGAAUCAAACUAUCUAGGAAUUAUCAGUAUCAUUGCGUGCACUAUGUGUCUGGUUUUGAUAUUUCCCACAUGGACAGCCGCACUGUCUGUAUCAGUGAUGCUGCCAAUGCGACUGGUCACGUGGAUGACAUGAUGCAGCAUAAUUCUAUGAGUUGGAGCCUCCUAUGACGUUGUUAAUCCCCCCUUUUGUCCUGGUAAGGUGAAAAAGAAGCAGAUUUUAAUAUUUCAGCACCCGCAAGAAGUUUGUCGAGAUCUCUUCGUUCAGGUGAUGCUGCGUGUUUCACGAAUACGCGACACUCAAAAGAUACGUCGCACACAAAGUCAAACAUGGCCCGCUGUGAUCCGGCGAGGCAGCUAGUCAUCAGAACUCAUCAAAGUUGUAUAUUAUGAGAAAAUGUCCCCAAAAAUAGACGCAUUUGCUCUGAAGGCCUGUAGAUUCAACAGAUAAAAGGAGAGGCAAAGGCAAGCUGUCAGCCGCUUGAUUAAAAGAAACCUGACAGUCGCCUGCUGCGUUACGGGGUCCAGGCGAGGUAAUCAAGCACUUGUAAACUGGGAAUUCAAAGCAACAGUCAAUUACCGAUCGGUGAGACUCCUUAGUGUUGAUACUGCAAGAAAAAACAGCGAAACCUUCUGUGCCAGUCAAAAAAGUAGAUAAAAUAUGUAAGUAAUGGUAUGAAUCCGCUCACUAACAUAUAGAGGAAGCCCCUGCAAGGAGUUCUAGAUGCAUCCUUCAGCAUCAAUAUUGACUGAUAAACACCAAAGAUCUUUAAACCUCCAUGUCUGAAGGUCCACAGCUGAAAAUAUUGGAUGCAUGUGUUGUUAUGAGCCUUAACUUCGCAGAUCUAAUAUUAGACAACACUUCUGUUGGAGAACAUGAAGGAGGAGAUUAGUCCAACCAAUUUGUCUUUAAAGGAUCUGGCUUCUCCUGUCUCAGACAGUAACAUCUUUCCUAAAAUAACCCUCAUUCUAAAGUAAGACGCUGUCUACGGUUCUAUUUCAGUUUGAAGGGACCUGCAGGACUUGUGUGGACUUGUUUUCCUUGCUUUCUUUGAGGUAGUUUCUCAACAGUGAUUGCCAGUUUUGACUUAACCUUCAAGGAACUGUGCAGGAAAAGGUAAAGGCAGAAACGACACUGUUUGUACUCACCAGUUGACCAGCAUGGCAGCAUUGUUCCCCGACAUAAAAGGAAGUUCCCCUUGGACGUAGCAAAAUAGAUAUCCUUGGGAUAAAAGCAGUAAGGUCUGCCAAAGGACCAUGUUCCUCUUUAUUCCUUUGCCCCCAGUCCUGUUGGGAUCCAUGCAUCAAGGGCAGAGGGCACCCUGGGGUGUCCCAGGUUGGCAGCGCCUGGGUACGCCUGGAUGUUUCCAACAGCAGUAGCAGUUGACCGGGUAGUUGUGGGCCAGGCAGCCUGGAGUCAUGAGGGCGAGAGAGGGCCCAGACGAUGGGGUCGCAGCACAGAACUAACGGUGUCGGUGAUCCCCUGAUCGAGGCAUGGCCGGUUUGCCCUCAGCGAAUAAACAAACUAAUGACACUCACUUUCAGGCAGCUGUCAGUCCUUUCCCAUUGUACAUGUUCAGACCAGGCCUCUUCUUCCCUUCACAUGCCAGCCAGAUCCAUCAAGAGUGUCUGAUCAUGUUUCCUCAAAGAGCCGUCAAAUAUCAAAAAGGAAAACCAGAGCAAAGAUCAAAAAGAUGUCCACUCGGUUAGCCCCCCUCCAUCCCACCAGUGAUUAGCAGCGGUAAAUGUUCCCCCUUUGUGGCUUUGAGUGUGUCCUGAGGUGUGUGUGUGUGUGUAUGUGUGUAUGUGAGUGUGUGUGUGUCUGUCUGUCUGUGUGUGGGCAGUAGCUGUCAGCAGUCAGAAAUCAUGCUUCAUGUGUGUUUCAGACUGUGCAUGUGUGCGUGUCGAAGCCUGGAUUGGCAGGCUGGAGGGGGCGUGGCUUAAAACUCUGUGAGGAUCCCAGGACAGGAAGCUCUCACCCCCACCAACACACACACACACUCACUCCCUCUCUUUCUCUCACUGAUGGCAGGAUGCAGAUUGUAACCAGGGAUUAGGGAGGUUCAAAAAUCCGAUUUUGCCCCGAGAAAGCCGUGCGUAUUACUCUGUGUGUUUGUGUGUGUUGGUGUAUGUGUGUGUACAUGUGUUUUAGUUAUAGGGAGGGGGAGGAGAGAGAGAGAGUGUGUGUGUGUGUGUGUGUGGGCUCCACUGUGUGGAGUAAAGGAGUCAUUGGGUUUCACAUAGUUUACCAGCUCCUGCAGCCACAAACUGCUGCAGGCAAGGGGAUUUUUUAAAGCUUCAUAUUCAAUCUUAACCGAAAAUUUCAUCCUCUCUCUCUUUUAUCUUCCUCUCACCGUCUCUGAUGACGAAUUUAAUAUUACCAUCACUGCUCUAUUGUAAAAUCCCAGCAUAAUCUAAAUUCAUGAUCCUAAAACAGUGAAGGCCUCCUGUUUUUUUUUUUUUUAUGUAGAUUCAGUUACAGAGUUAAAACAAUUACUGAAAAUCUGAAAGCAAUCCUGCAAAUGCAUCAGAGCCAGCUGAUUGAAUGAAGUCUGCACUGCAAAAAAAAAUUAAUCUAACCAAGUGAAUUUGUCCAUUUUUCAAUUUUGUCCAAUUUGUUUUUUUUUUUAACUUAGUUUUUAUUGUUUCUUUCUUUUUUUUUCUUUUUUUACAGUACAGUACAAAAUAUACAUUUCAAAACAGUUAUGUAUCCUUUCCUCUUUCUCAGUUGUAAGUGUAUUUUUACAAACAUCCAUAGGCAAUAGAAGGUGGAAAUAAAAAACUAAAACAAUCGGAAUAUCAAAUAAAUAGGUAAUGUCCACUCUAGAGUAUAGAAUUACUGGUACAAAUGUCAAUCAGAGGCAGGAUGACGGCAUUUUGAUAUACAACAGAAGGGUUUUACAUAAUAAAUAUUGUCAUUGCAGCAACAAAGGUAGUACAGGUUUCCAUCUUUUAGUGAAGGUGGCUUUCUGGAGCCUGCUCCAUUUGAUAAAUAUCCCACACGAUUUGAAUCCAUACCAAACAUCCUUUUAACUUUGCUGAUUUCUUUAGCGAAGAGACUAAACACAACUCACUUACUCUCUUCCAGCAGCCGCUUGUUUGUAGCGAGAGCUCGACCAGUCCAUCACGGAGUGCUGCAGGGUGACACAGCUCAAGGAAGAACAAUUAUGAUUAAUUCUUCAUGGAAAUGCAAUCAGAUGGAGACGCCAAGGCAGAAGAACUACUGCGUCUGCAGUGCAAAGUGAUUAAUAUGGUGAUUAUUACUUGAAGGAAAUGAUAAAGAAAUGAUCAUAAAUGUUCUUCCCUGAGCUGCGCUCCCCCGCCUAAGUCAAGGAUGGACUGGCCUGAGGUCUUGCUGCAAACAAGCGGCUGCUGGAAGAGAGUAGGUGAGUUGUGUUUAGUCUCUUUGCUAAAGAAAUUAGUAAGUAAAAAGAUGUUUGGUAGCUAGUGCUGUGGCUGGGACCUUAUAUGUACUGUUGAUGAAGUUAGGUGCUGUUCUGAGCAUUAUUUGUGGCUAUAAAGUGGCAUUUCGUUGAGGUUUGUGUGUGGAUCCAUAGACCACUGUGUAUUGCUAUUGUGGGGUCGUUACUUAAGUUGGUAUAAUUAGAAAAGCAAGGGUCAGCAACAUUCAUCUCUCGGGGGGGUUUCUAACUCGGUGUUACGGUGUGUUUGACCCUAAAUUGAUUUUACGCCGGAAUAUCCCUUUAAGUCCUUAUUUUUUGUGUUAAGAGUGCGUACAAACACUCGGCUAAAAGUAAAAAACAUCAUUUAGGAUCAUAAUAAAGUACAAGGCCAAGUCUUGAAGCUUCCAAGGAUGUUACAAAAGCUUGAAAAGACUCAGUGACUUCUCAGAGGAUAAAAUUCAAAAGCUCAAAUCCUUCAACUUUUGGAUGUAGGGUGAAAAUACUUUGCUGAAAGUGAAAUCUGGCGCUUGAUUUAUCGAGCGUUAUCAAAAUUAAGUCCAAGCUCUUAAACUGAAACACAGAGUUGAUCCAUGAUACGAGUUUCGCCAUAAUCGAGCAGCCAAUUCAGCUGUGCACUCAUAAAAUUUACUCUUGUGUGUUUCAGCUUAGAGUCAAAUUUCCCAUCAGUAGAAAAGUCCUGUUUAUUGUCCCUAUCUAACUUUAUUUCCUUUUUAUUCCUUUUUCCCCUCAGGACAGUAUACAGUGAUGAUGGCCCACUUCUACUUGAAGAGGAAGAUUGGAUAUUUCGUCAUCCAGACAUAUAUGCCCUGUUUCAUGACCGUAAUCCUGUCCCAGGUUUCAUUUUGGCUGAACAGAGAAUCAGUUCCUGCGAGGACCGUCUUUGGUAAGAGAAAGCUUGUUUACUCCUGUCCCUGUUUUUAGUCGCUUUUAUGUGUCUCUGUAAUAUGCCUGUCAUGUCUGCCACACCAGGGAGAAUAAUAAUAGUCGCCCACUGAGCUGCAGCUGGCAGUCCGAGUUAUUAAAAGUGCUUACCUUUUUAAGAGAACGGAGACUUGUUUUCUAAAAAAAAAUCACAGCACAUUUGUCAAACUCUUCCAGGGGUCACCACGGUGCUGACCAUGACCACCCUCAGCAUCAGCGCCAGGAACUCGCUCCCCAAAGUGGCGUACGCAACAGCAAUGGACUGGUUCAUUGCCGUCUGCUACGCUUUUGUCUUCUCCGCCCUCAUUGAGUUUGCCACUGUGAACUACUUCACCAAGAGGAGCUGGGCCUGGGAUGGAAAGAAGGCUCUAGAGGCGCAGCACCCAAAGGUACAGACAGAUUGGACUUAGUAUAAGUUAAAAGACCUAGAUCUGGUCCUCUUCAGACCUUAUAUAGGCCCAAGCUUGGAGAGGUCACUGGUGUUUCCUGACAAUGAGUUUGAGCCCAUGCAGUGAAUUCGACUGCAGAGUCUGGUCUGAUCUUAAAGGGAUAUUCCAGCAUAAAAUUAAUUUAGAGUCAAACACACCGUAACACCGAGUUAGACAGCCCCUCGAGAGAUAAAUGAAUGUUGCCGAUGCUUGCUUCUCUAGUUAUUCCGACCUCAGUCACGACCACAUGAUAGCGAUACACAGCAGUCUGAGAAGCCAUAAACAAACCUCAACCAAAAUGCCACUCUAUAGCCACAAAUAAUGCUCAGAACAGCACCUAACUUCAUCAACAGUACAUAUAGGGUCCAAGCCAUAGUAUGAGCCACCAAACAUCUUUUUAGCUUUGCCUAGUUUCUUUAGCAAAGAGACUAAACACAACUCACCUACUCUCUUCCAGCAGCCACUUAUUUGUAGUGAGACCUCAGCCCAGUCCAUCAUCGACUGAGGCAGGGGGAGCGCAGCUCAAGGAAGAACAUUUAUAAUCAUUUCUUUAUCAUUUCUUUGAAGUAAUUGUCAUCAUAUUUAUUAGUGCAUAGUUAUUUUGCACUGCAGACACGGUAGUUCUUCUGCCUUAGCGUCUCGGUCUGAUUGCAUUUCCAUUAAGAAAUAAUCAUAAAUGUUCUUCUUUGAGCUGUGUUACCCUGCUGUAGUCCAUAAUGGACUGGCCCAAUUCCUUGCUACAAACAAGCGGCUGCUGGAAGAGAGUAGGUGAGUUGUGUUUAGUCUCUUUGCUAAAGAACUCAGGCAAAGUUAAAAAGAUGUUAAGUGGCUAGUGCUGUGGCUAGGACCCUAUAUGUACUGUUGAUAAAGUUAGGUGCUGUUCUGAGCAUUAUUUGUGGUUAUAGAGUGGCGUUUUGGUUGAGGUUUGCGCGUGGAUUCAUAGACCGCUGUAUAUUGCUAUUGUGCGGUGGUUACUAAAGUUGGUAUAACUAGAGAACUUUGAUGUCUUGAGAGGGUGUCUAACUCAGUGUUAUGGUGUGUUUUACCCUAAAUUAAUUUUACGCCAGAAUAUCCCUUUAAUGUAAUGGCCUUUAGAUCGUAGCCAUCUAGUGGAGAUUUUUGGAAUUGUUACUUGAAACUGCUGUGAAGUACUUUUGCUCUGGGUCAAGAUGUUCCUACAAGUGUUUUUUUUUAAAUCAUUAUUAUUAUUAUUAUUAUUGGCUUCGUGCUACUAGUGGAUUAAGUGACAUCCAUUUAAAAUUAGCAUAUUUUACAUGGACUGACAAGAGUUUGAUGUUGUGUUUGCACUGAUUCCAACUAAAUGGUUGAUUUAAAUGAAUUGCAAACCAACAAAUUCCCCUUUUAUCUACUUUUUUCACUGUGUCCCAACUUUUUUGACAUUGAGGUUGCAAAAUUCAAGUUAUGAUACACUUAUUUAAGCAUUAUGUUACCAGGUUUCUUCUGCCAAUUUCUAUGAAAAACUACCCACUGUACCUUUAAUAUGAUGCAUCUGUUAACUGUAGCACUCAAAUGUAUAUAUCUGAAUUAUUUGUGAUAUUUAACACCCCAAAGUCAUGAAUUAUAACAAAGAAUAACUAAUUAUUCAAGGUAAAAUUAAUUGAUCACUGCAUAUUAUCUGAGUCUGAGUUAAUGGUGUAAAACUAAUCUAGUAUUUAAUGUAAUCUGUCCUGAUUUAGAAAAGAGACCCCAUGAUGCUGUCCAAGAAGCCCAACAACGUUUGCUCAGCAGGUGUGAACUACACGCCCAACCUCACUAAGGAUGUGUCCAUAUCCACAAUCUCCAACACCACGUCAGUUCAACUCCGGGCCACUGAGACCAAGAUGGUGGACCCAAAGAAGACCUACAACAGUGUCAGCAAGAUCGACAAGAUGUCUCGGAUAGUGUUUCCUGUUCUCUUUGGAACCUUCAACCUCGUCUACUGGGCGACGUACCUGAACAGAGAACCGGUGGUGAAAGGAGUGGUCACCUCGACAUAAUCUUUUUCUUUUUUUUUCCUCCUGUUUUCUAGGGACAGAGAGUUCGCAUAAAGAGAGAGAAGUUUCGAUUUGAAGCUGGCGGACUAAAAUGAAAGGUGGUUGUUGUGAGUUCUCAAAAAAAAAAAAGAAGAAAAAACGAACAAACAAGCUCUGCGCUUGAAGAUCAGAAACAAACUAUACCCAGCUUACAAAUUCAAGCGCUUUAAACGAAUCCAAGUCUGCAAAUAUGUCCUGAUUUAAUGCCUAAAAAUCAAAGAAACUGCUGCCAACACUGUCACCAUGAGAGUGAGUGCUUUUGCUUCCUUUUCAUCCGUCCUGCUGCAGUUUGCAUGAUGCUCUUCUCAAAUGGAAACAAGGGACUCCUCUUUGUCUUGAAUACUGACUCUAUUUAUGCCAAUCACUGCUCGUUGUAUGGGAGGAUUAUUCAUUGAUACUACUUGAGGUAGGGUUUUAGAUUUAGAUUUUAAAAAAUGAUAUUUGCCAAAAUGAAAGCCCUUCAGGAUCAAAAUGCACUGAGCUUAUAAGUUUAAAAAAAACAAUGUGCAAUAGGACCUGUAUUUAGUUUAGAAAGACUUGAUUUUUAAACUCUUCCUUUCAACACUGUGUAAAUUACAUAUCUUAAUAUUGAUGCUGCAAUUCAUUAAUAAUUUACUUUAUAUCUCUUUUGUUCUGAAACGCCUUUACAAGCUUCUCUUUUCUUCUGCAGUAGGUGCUCUUGGUUUAUCUUUACUUGAAGAUUCAAAGACUUCGGUGUUUCUGCCUGAUUUCCCAAAAGCUUUGGCAGUCGUAAGAUAAACCAAAGUGGAAGUUUUAUAAAAAAAUGAAAAGUUAUCCUAUAGCAGCUUCACAGCAAGAAUAUUGGUACAACCCCACCGGUGUGUUAAACAUAAACUUUCAAAAUACACCCUCACAUUCUUCAGAGGACAUCAGAAAAAGUUAGCAAGCAGUUAACUCUGGUGCAAAGCAUUUCUUCUCUUUUCUUUGAGAUUAUUUGUUAUGUUUGUUGUCCCUGCAAUAGACCCUCAUCGACUUUCACUUCAUGUGUCCCCUUGAGAGGAAUAGAAAGAACAGAGAACACUGUAAGUACCUAAAUUUAGUACUUACAGGGUUUGAGAGGAAAAACUCCUUUAACAGGCAGAAACCUCGAGCAGGACCAAACUGAUGUAAGACAGUCAUCUGUUGAGACUGCACUUGGUUCAGAGAGGAGAUAGAAGAAGAUGCAGAAAGAACAGAAAAGACUGUAAGUACCUAAAUUUAGUACUUCCAAAGUUUGAGAGGAAAACUUCUUUAACCAGGCAGAAACCUCGGGCAGGACCAGACUGAUGUAAGACAGUCAUCUGCUGAGACCGCAUUUGGUUUAGAGGGGAAAUAGAAGGAGAUGCAGAAAGAAUAGAAAACACUGUAAGUACCUAAAUUCAGUAUUUCCAAAGUUUGAGAGGAAAACUUAUUUAACCAGGCAGAAACCUCGGGUAUGACCAGACCGAUGUAAGACAGUCAUCUGUUGAGACUGCAUUUGGUUAAGAGAGGAGAUAGAAGGAGAUGCAGAAAGAACAGAAAACACUGUAAGUACCUAAAUUUAGUACUUCCAAAGUUUGAGAGGAAAACUUCUUUAAACAGGCAGAAACCUCGGGCAGGACCAGACUGAUGUAUGACAGUCAUCUGUUGAGACUGCAUUUGGUUUAGAGGGGAUAUAGAAAGAGAUGCAGAAAGAGAGAGAUGGACAGAGGUGGGGCAUGAUUUUAUUUUGAAUAUUAUCAACCCGCAUUCAUUUGACAUUUGCAGACAAUGUCGCUUUUGUCAAAAAGAGAAAACAGCAUAUCAAAAUUAUCAAUCUUCUUUAUUGUGUUAAUUUAACUGGAAAUUGUGUAAACAUGGCUGUUUCUCCAGCUGCAUAAAAAUGACGAUAAACAAAUUUCCACUCAUAUUCCUGGCGGUCUUGUUUGCUUUUGGGUAUCUUAAUAAGGCAUCAAUAUGAAUUUCAGCCUAUUUCAUCAAGGUCCAAAAACUCGUUAUAGGAGCUUUAGUUUGUUUAGGAUGAAAAGUCAGUGCUCAUUUAUUCAGCCUUCAUUAAAAUACUUAAAUUGAAUACUUUUGAGCCACCAAGAUUUUGGGAAAUAAGGCGAAGUCUUCAACAAGCUCAAGUAAAGAGUUUUGGUUUUCAACUUCACCCCUCUCUUAUAUAAUAUAUUAAAACAUCUUUAAUGCCUUCAGAACAGUAUGAAGAAAAAAGCCAAAUUUAAUCUCGACUUUGUUAAGAGUUUAUUUUUGUCUCUUGAGGUAUUCUGUCACUUUGUAAGAACGUGUGGGAUUAUUUUCCUCUUGGAGAGCUUCUGAUCAAACUCCACGGAUUCAUCUUGAAUUUUUAUCCAUUUCUUUCCAAAACGACUUCUUUCAAUUGGAAGCACUGAGCACACGUGGGGGCGUUUUGGUAUUAGCCCAUCAGAGCACAGCGUAUGUGGUCUAUGGUGAGAUAUACUCAGGAACAAAAGGACAGAACAGUUGCCUCUGAACCACAUUGAAACAGUCUUGUUAAAUUUGUCACUUACUGCUUGGGAGCAUUGUCCUUGAAAGCUUUUUGACGCUCAAUAGAUGUUGAUAGAAAAAAAAACACAUGAAUAGAUGACUUCUACUUUACGUGAUUUGCUUUGUGAAACUGGGACCUACAGUGAGCAUUAUCGUUGAAGUACUUUUUGUGUGAGUGCCAUAAUACCCUUAAAUGUACUGUGCCGGUUACUGAUAAAGAUAAAACUCAAUUUACUGUCAAUCAGAGGUGUUGCUAUAUCUGCUAAGACCGUGUUUAAGUGCAUUUUUAGCACCAAAAAGGGGGCACCAGUUGAAAGGCGAUCUAUAUAUUUGCUGCUCCAUGGCAGGACAGACCAGACAUCCCCUUCCUACCUCUGUGUUUGUCCCGCCUGUCCUUGUUUGUUUUUGACUCUGCUGCUUAUGCACAUUAUAAAGAAAAAAAAGUGCUCAUUUUGCUUUGUUUGUGGUGACACCUGCAGAGGCUGGGUCCUCUACAAAGGCUGGGAUAAUGAUUUUAUUUUCUUUCUGUAAGAAAUCACAGCUGCUCCAGCACUGCUUUAGUUGUUCGGCCAAAGCUACAUUUUUUAGGUCAGUUAUGAAGAAAUUGUAGAAAACUUAUGAUAGUUUAACAUGUGAGAAUAAUGGACCUUUGGCAUGACUGUCUGCAGCCUGUUUCCAAUAAAAGUAGAUUAACUAUGGGAUCCAGUUACCUUUUAACACAUCUAUGCUUUCUUUUCGAUACAUUUUAAUCACUGUGCUGACCCCUUAACUCUGCCUCUAGCGCCUUGAUCACCUCAAAGUCUUCACUACUUUGAUUAUCAGCAAGCUGAAACUAUUUUGUCUGACUCCCUUUAGCCUUUAUGUCCUGGUUUAGAGCUAAUUUGUAAAUUUCAGCAUGCCAACACGGUGAUCAGAAAUGUUGAACAAGGUUCAAUAUUUAACCCACUGAGCAUCUUAAGAUUAGCAUUAUCUUUAGCAUGCUGACAGGGAAUUCAUAGGAGAGAAUAAUCACUUAAUGCACAGCAGCCUUUAUUUUACAGAGGUCACAGGGGCCUAUUUAUCUAGCCAGCUAGCCAUCAUCACCUUUAAAGGUCCUGUCCUCUUUUCUUCAGCCACUGUGACAGAUUCAUCUGCCAUACGCCUGUUACAAAAGGAGUUUUGUUCCGCUUAAGUUCUUUUCAGGCCCGUGCCUCACUCCAGUUAAAGCUCCAGAUAGCCCAGUCAGUGACAGAUGCCUGUGACUAGUGUGGGUUGGAUUAAUUGUAUGUACCUCAUUCAGCGCUAGGUUAUAAUUGGUGGAAAAAAUUUAAAGCUCCUGUGAACAACUUUCACUAUGUGUCAAAUUUGGCGCCCUCUGUGGACAUAGCAGUCAUUGCAAGUCUUGACUAAAGUCUAUUGACAAAAAUCUCAUCCUGGUGACUUUUGACUGUCAAAUUUGUUGUUUAUUGUGUUGGUUUUUUUACAUGAAAUUGUCCAAACAGGACUAUUUCUUAAGCUGCUCAGCUAACACCUACCCCCUCGUAUCGGUUUAAGGCAUUAAAAAUGAUAAUGUACAAGUCUAAUUUUGUUCCUGAUGGUCUUGUUUGCUGUUGGAUACCAUAAAAAAGCCUCAAUAUAAAUUUCAGUCUGUUUCAUUAAUGUUACAAAAAUCCUUACAGGAGCUUUAAGUUUUUUCAUCUUGGAAUUGUAGCGCAAAUACAGUCGGCAACUUAAGCUGUAGCGCAACAACAGCUGACUCACACAUGGAGUUUCUCUUUUUUUGAGCCUCAAGGAAGAAAAUUGCGGCAUUUUGAGAUGUGUUAAAGACAGAGACCACUGUUAAGACUCAGCAAAAAUGAAGCAAAGCCAUUGUAGCUACAGCCUGGCUUAUCAAAGUAUUUGUUAUUCAUUCUUUGUGUUAUGUGUCAUAUUUGUUUUAUGUAUUAUAUUGAAAAUAAUGAAAUAAAAAUGAUUAACAUAGAG